AUUCGAUUCAUCACGGACGCAGGAUCUUCCACAUGGCAGACAUCGGGCAGACGGAGUCUGGACCCCUCCCGCCGCCGACGGAGAAGGGCCUCACCCCCUCCACCGCGGUAUCAAACGACUCCAGCGAUGAGGGCCGGCCCACGGCGUUCUCCUCGGUCGUCCAGGAGAUUCUCUUCGUGGCGGUGGCCACCAUGGCCAUCGCCAUGUCGUCGCUGGUCACCGGCACUACCACCGUCCUGACAGCCCAGGUGCAGCGCGAUCUGGGCAUGUCCACCGCCGAACUGGCCUGGCUAACCGGCUCGUCCUCCCUGGCGUGUGGCUCAUUCCUGCUCUUCUUCGGCCGCCUGGCGGACCUGUUUGGGCGGAAGUCCCUCUUCAUCGGCAGCAUGGGCCUCUUCACGGUCUUUGCCCUGGGGGCGGGAUUCGCCCAGACGCCGCUGCAGCUCGACAUCCUCAACGGGCUGCUGGGUCUGAUGUCGGCCGCGUCGGUGCCGCCGGCGCAGGGCAUGUUGGCCAAUAUCUACCAGCGGCCUUCCAAACGGAAAAAUCGCGUGUUUGCCUGUUUCAGCGCAGGCAAUCCCCUAGGCUUCGUGUUUGGGAGUAUCUUCUCCGGCAUCGCCACGCAGCUGUUCAACUGGCGGGCUAGCUUCUUCCUCCUGGCCAUCAUCUAUGUCGUGGUCGUGGCCAUCGCGCUGUUCACGGUUCCGGCUGACCAUGGGGCCAAGGAGCCCUGGUCCCUGCAGGCCUUGAAGAAAUUCGACGCGGUUGGCACCAUUCUCACCAUCGCCGGCAUUGGGAUGUUCUCGGGGGCCUUGAGUCUCGGCUCCGAUGCACCUCAGGGGUGGAAGACGCCGUACGUUCUGGUGCUGCUCAACCUAGGCGCUAUGCUCAUCGUCGGCUUCGUGUUCUGGGAGCGGUGGUUUGAGUAUCCGCUCGUGCCCAUGUUCAUCUGGCGCGAUCGGGACUUCUCGCUCGUCAUCGUCGUCCUGUUGCUGGGAUUCCUGGCCUUUCCAAUCAUGACCUUCUGGAUCUCGCUGUUCCUGCAGGAGAUCCGACACUACUCCGCCCUGCUGGUGGCCGUGCACCUGCUCCCCAUGGCCAUUGGCGGGAUCCUGGUCAACAUCGUGGCCGGGCUCAUCAUGCACCGGGUGCCCAACACGCUGCUGAUGGCCAUCGGGGCCACGGCCUACACGGGGGCGUUCCUGCUGAUGGGCCUGCAGCAUUCGGACAGCAGCUACUGGGCCUUCAUCUUCCCGGGGCUGCUGCUGGCGGUCGUGGGGGCCGACUUUGAGUUCUGCGUGGCGAAUAUGUACGUGAUGAGCUCGCUCCCGCCGGGGCAGCAGAGCAUUGCCGGCGGGAUUUUGCAGACGGUGACCAAGCUGUGUGUGACCAUUGGGAUGGGCAUCAGCACGGCCAUCUAUGAUGCGGUGCAAGCCGGGGGGACGGCCACGCACGGGUACUUCCAGAACGAUCCCAUCGAACCGUACAGCGCGACCUUCCUCUAUUGCGCCGGCAUUUCCACCGUGGGGAUUCCGCUCUGUGCCUUUUUGCGCAUUGGGACGCAAGGCCAUGCAGGCGCGGGCAAGGCCAGUACGACGGGCAGUGCGGGAGACACGCCAACGGACAGUCCCAGCGUCAGCGGGGGCAGUCAUGGCAAGGGCGGGGAGACGGAGGUUUGA
This is a messenger RNA of Aspergillus ibericus CBS 121593, 1679 nucleotides long. RefSeq names its product MFS general substrate transporter. The record is from RefSeq and is a predicted model, not a curated record. Gene Ontology annotation, molecular function: transmembrane transporter activity. The coding region runs from base 33 to 1679 and encodes 548 amino acids. Gene Ontology annotation, cellular component: membrane. Lineage: Eukaryota; Fungi; Ascomycota; Eurotiomycetes; Eurotiales; Aspergillaceae. The transcript is spliced from 3 exons. Gene Ontology annotation, biological process: transmembrane transport.